Messenger RNA from Rosa chinensis, 2802 nucleotides. RefSeq lists its product as uncharacterized. The record is from RefSeq and is a predicted model, not a curated record. The coding region runs from base 466 to 2175 and encodes 569 amino acids. NCBI's taxonomy places the organism in Eukaryota, Viridiplantae, Streptophyta, Magnoliopsida, Rosales, Rosaceae. The transcript has 6 exons. Gene Ontology annotation, molecular function: chromatin binding.
GUCCAGGGCAGCGACGAGAGUGAGCUCUCACUGGUAAACCCAUUCCUUAAAUGCUAAAGAAAAACACAAAAGAAUCUUCUUCAUCUUCUACAGCUCGUUCCUCUCGUCCAAACCGAAGCUCAUAACCAAAGGGAAUGAAAAUGGACUCUAUCAGAGAAGCGGAGAGUGCCACUGAACUUGAAGCCUUGUGCAAGCAGGAUUCUUCUUGGUAUCCCUGCCAGGUUUCCCUCAGAGUGCCAUGGUUCUGGACUGCAUAUGGGUGUGACUUGAUGAGUAUGCCACAACUGCCAUCUGGAUUUUCGGCAACAUUGUGACAGAUUCAAUGUUAGCAAUAAAAUAGGAAUGUUUCUGUGUAAUGAAUCAUCAUGAACUAAAUUUCUCAAGUCAGGCACUUGCCGUCACCAUUUGCUUUUAAAUUCCAAGUUUUGGGCAUGCAUUACAAAUGUAUUGAGGUGGCUCCUGAUUAUGGUCCACAGCUCUACUGAAGAUAGCCUAAUUGUCGACUUUGGGAGGCAGGAGUUACAAGAUAUGGUGUUGAACAAGGAUGAAGCACUUACGCGUCUUCGUUUUCGUUCGGCUCCUCUUCAGGGUGACGACUGCUCUCGCAUUGAAGGAGAGCAUGUUCUUUCCAUCCAUAAAUCACCAUAUAAGAGCCACUUAUAUGAUGCCAAGGUGGAAAAGGUGACCAGAGUGAGACACUCUACAAGGGUCUAUUGCAGAUGCAGUUUUAUGAUUAAGUGGCUUCACCCAGACUUCAAAGGACAGAUGGUCACUGUCCCCUCUAGUUCAAUCAUGAAACUAGCAAGCAAAAGCAUCAAUUCUCAUCCAACUGUUGCUGCAUUAUUGAAAUCAGUUAAGCAAAUGGGUUUAUAUACUGCACCUCCCCUUCCAAUCAUGCAUGAAGACAAUGAUGUUGAAUUCGACCUCAAUAAAUUAUUGGGAAAGCAAAUAGAAGAGAUCAACAUUUCAGCUAAUGGAGUCACAAAUGAAACUACAGUAGACAUAUUAGAGGUGGUUAAAGCUGUUGACAAUGGACAUGUUACUUUGUCCAAAGUAGGCACUUCAAAAGCUCAGGUUUCUCAUGACCAGGAUCAAUUGAAAUCUGUUAGUAACAGACCUGGUAACCUGGAAGUAAACAUAGAAGAUGAGGACCCACAAGCCCCUCUCUCAUCCAAACAAGAAGAGCAUUCAGAACACAGGUCUCAUAUUAGUCCUCUUGCUGCCCGUGCAGCUCUGGCCUCCCUAGUGUCGCUUACUCACAAGCAUAUUGCUAUAAGUGGGACUGAACUUUUCAAGUCCAGUGACAGUAAUAAUAUGUCUAUUAUGGUAUCUUCUACUGCAAUCAAAUCUCCAAAAAAUGGAAAUGCGAACUCAGGUGUUAGAACAACUCGCUCAACAGUUCAGAAAGGUUUUGGAAUUCAGAACAGUGAUUUGCAUGAUUUUACUGAAGCCAUCGAGUUAAGGGUCUUAACCAACACAGGAAGGUUGACACAUUUAGCAGUCAAAGAAGAAAAAGAUAUAUCAUCUAUGGAAAUUAAACAAGGGUUGGAAGAAAGUGAGUCUGCUCAGAGUACAGGAUCAUAUUCUUCUGAAGGAACUGACAUUGUUCAUGAAAGCAAAGUACUCAGAAAGAAGAAUGAUAUAUCAAACAAAGCAGUCUCUUCACCAUUUCAUUCAGAGAGUAACGGCCCUAAGGAAAAUCUGACGUCUGGUGAUCUUGAGGCGAUUCAAGAUGCAUAUGUUCAGAUGAAGACUUGUGCUAAAGACACCAAGUCAAGUGUUUCAACCAACAUGAGGAGGUUGACUCGUUCCAUGGUCUCUUGUAAAGACAAUUUGAUAGUUCCUGAAAGCCAUGCAGUGGAAAAGGAAAAUCGUGAAUCAAAAAAGAAGAAAGCUGUCUCUGCGACAUCUCAUAAUGACAGUACACAAGGUGAAGAAAGUAAUAGAAAGCACAUGUCCGGUGCUGUCAGAAACAGUCGACAAACUGAAGGAAAAAUGUCAGGCAGUGGUGACAAUAGUCAAGGCCAGAAGAGGAAGUGUACUUCUUUGAGUAGGCAAGAGCAACGGUUUUCUCCACGAUUAAGGCAUUUGCCUCAAACCAACCAUGCUAUGCAACAGUUGAGAAAGCGUGAAAUGUUGAGUAAAUGCAAGAUAGGUACAAGUGGGAAUUUGUGAAAAUCGUGAGCCAAUACAAGAUGGUGACAACAUUGGGAUCUCUGUUUAACACGUGAUUGCAAUUUGGUGUGCAAAUCUUUUGUGGGUAAGAUUAAACGCCACUUCUGAGCCCAUGCAUAAGAAGGAUAUGCACUGGAUAAUUGGCAUUGUAUGUUUUAUCCUUGUUUUGAUUGUCCUGAGCCUACUAGCUAUUGGAUACUGAUGUUCAAGGGACUGAUGUACAAGUGACUGUCCCUUGACUCCUUUGUGCAAGUGUUAAUGGAGCAAGAGCCUUAUUGCAUAAUAUAGAUUCAUUGGACAACUAUAUAUGGGUUCUCCGACAUGGAAGAAUUGGUUUACUAUAUAUGGGUUCUCGGACCUGGAAGAAUUUGUUUUUAUUAAACGCAUUAUCUCUGAGGUGCUUAGUCAUUAGCUUGUGCUUAAGGAACUUCAAAUUUGUUUCACUACUGACCGUGUAGAACAAGUGAUCGUUGGAAAAUUAGCUGCUCAGGCUGAUGAAAGAUUGGCUGAUAGUGAAGAGGCACCUAGCUGCUUUGAAAACUGCUUUUGUGACCUUUACUUCAACGCCCAGAUUAGAAAAAUGAAAGAGUGGAAAAGGCACAUAACUUAACUUGAUUGUUUUUUUUA